This is a messenger RNA of Onthophagus taurus, 837 nucleotides long. The record is from RefSeq and is a predicted model, not a curated record. NCBI's taxonomy places the organism in Eukaryota, Metazoa, Arthropoda, Insecta, Coleoptera, Scarabaeidae.
CAACAAUUUUUUUUCAUAAUUUCUUUCAUUAUGUUUAAAAACCAAGUUAUAAUUAUAAUUUUAAUCGCAGUUUUUGUCUCAAACGUAAAACCAUAUACAAUUUUUAAGAAAUUUAGUGCGGCAACUCAAGAAUCGCGCACAAAUUUCAAUAUAAAGCUUCCAAAAUUAAGAUGUAAUCCCGCGUGCUCUUCAUAUAAUCAUCAAAGAAAAGGAAUGAAAUUUACAAAGCAAUGCGAGCUGAAUAUCGAUUCAGUUGAAGGUGGUAAAGAUGUAUGUGCUAAUAAAUAUUCUUCUAUAAAAAAUAAAAAUUCGAUAACAAUAAAUCCAUUCAAAGAUUGCAACAAAUACAUUAACAAAAAUGUGAAUAGUUUCAAAUCGGUUUGGAUAAAGUGUUUGUCGUGUUUAGCCAUUUCGGAUAAAAUAAAUACAUCUUUCGUCGAGGUUCAUAAAGAGAUUAAUCUUUUUACCGACGAAUUUAACGAAAACAUCCAAAAGGCUUUAAUCAAAACGUGUCAAAACGGAUUUAAAAAUUACGAUUUAAGGGAAUAUAAAGGAACGGUGAUUGUGACAAAAACUUCGAUUUACAGCAAACACGUUUCAAGUGAAAUUGAUGGAAAUUGGAAUAAAUUGUUGAGCGAAAUUUGUUUAAAAUACAUCAAAAAUAUGAAUUAUAGAAGAUUAUUAAAUGAGUACUUAAUGGGAUAUUUGAAAUUUGACGAUUUUUUAUGUAGAUCUGGAGGAUUAUACAGAGAUUGUGAAAAUUUAAUUUUAGAAUAUUUCCAAGUACCUGACAACUAUGGAAGCGUAACUUUAAGAUUUUGCGUCAAGCCGAAUUAA